Molecule: messenger RNA, 4019 nt
Organism: Onthophagus taurus
Lineage: Eukaryota; Metazoa; Arthropoda; Insecta; Coleoptera; Scarabaeidae
Gene: Mtp
Product: Microsomal triacylglycerol transfer protein
Biological process (GO): lipid transport; lipoprotein metabolic process
Cellular component (GO): endoplasmic reticulum; Golgi apparatus; basolateral plasma membrane
Molecular function (GO): lipid binding
Source: RefSeq, a predicted model, not a curated record
GUACAAUUCGUGAACUAUACGAGUUAACCUAACUUUUUUUUUUUUAAGUUUUUCUAAAAGAAAUAAUACUAAAACGUGUGAUUAAUCUCUUAUUUCAGCAAAGAAUGUACCAUACCUAGUUGAUAUAGCCAUUGUGAAAGAUGUGAAAUGUUAAUGUCAUGGAGAAAAGGCUCAAGAAAGUACCAAAAUAAGGAAAUGUAAUCAACCAAGUCCAAAGUUUAAUAAUUUUAUUUAAAGGCUAUUGGUGACGAAAUAAGUGGGAUUUGGCCACCUCGGAAUCCAAAAAGUUUGAACCUGGUUAAAAUCAUGGAUUAGAGAAAUGGUUUUCAUAAAAUUCUGUUACUAACAACUCAUAUAACAAAAAGAGGCGCUUAUAGCUACAUUUUAUUCCUUUAUACUUGGAAUAAAUAUAUUUUAUUAAUAAAAAUUUUAAAUGCAAACAGCGCCAUCUAUUACAGAAUCGCCGAACUGUACCAAAAUAUCAAAUUAUAUUGUAGAUAUACUUAUAUUAUUUUUUUAAACAAACUUUAAAGUUUCUGAAUAAUAAUUUGCAAGAAAUGAAUUAUAUUAGAUUAUUUAAAAAAGAAAAAAAAUUAUUUUUUUUAAAUAAGUGACAUUAAUUGCGCCAUCUAUGAAUCAAAUUUCGAACCAAACAAAACCGCAUCAAAUUCAAACAAUAUAAAUAAUUUAAUUGCUUUUUUAUCAUUUUGUUGCUGUUAAAUCAACGCAACCGGUCAUAAAAACAUAACAAUCUCAUAAAUAAAGUCUAAAAAUAUCAUUGAAAACGCGUUUUCACUCAUUUUAACGAUCCAAAAAUAACAUAACUCCACAGAACAUCCCAAUAAUUUAUUUAAGUUGUUUAAUUUUUCAAUUUAGCAAGAUCGUUCACCGUUUUAAACGAUAAUUAUUCAAGUCCAUGGUUCAAUUCGAGGCGCACGCUACAUCACCAUGAAAUAACAGUUAAUUUUUAAGUUUUAAGGUCGAUACACUAACGGAAGUAUUCAUUUAACGCGUUUUCUUCACUAAAACAUCUUUAGUUGUCAAAAAAAAUAAGUUGUGAAGGCUUAAAGUGUUAAUUGUUAAAUCAGCUGUUUAAAACGCAUUGUUUAAGAAAGAGGAAGGAGAUAAAAAUCCGGUUUUGGUUUCUUGAGAGAAGAAGUUCUCAGUACAAAGAACGCUGAGUCAGGGAGAAGAAUUAUAUUUAUAUAUUUAAAAAUUAAAUAGUUAAAGGAUAAAGAUGAUUAUAAGCGAAGAGAUAAUCGAGUUUAAAACGACCUUUGAACUUGAGUUUUGAUACAAGAGAAGUGAUUUCAUUAAAAUUGUGUUAUUAACAUGGAAAAUAAAAUGUGUAAAGUUGUUUUUGGCUUAUUACUUUGUGGAUUAUCUUCAGGAUUUGUUUUAACUUCUUCUACAAGUGAUGAGUUUGAGAAUGGGUUUUUGGAAAAAGGAAAAACUUGGGUUUAUGAUUAUUCCUCGAAAACUCAGUUGAGUAACAAAAAUGAUCCAAAUCAAAUUGGGUUUUUAUUAAAAGCAACGGUUAUCGUGGAGAGUGUUUGGGAUUCGAGUGAUUUUAAUCGGAUUUUAAAGAUUUCUGUAACUCACCCAAAAAUCUUUUUGCAAUCACCAAAAUCAAGUGAUGAAUCAAAAAUAAAAGAAUUAAACAACGAAGAUUUUUAUGUGUUGUGGAAAAAUGGGGUUGUAGACCGUAUUUUGUUAAGAAAACAAGAAGAUUUAGGCUUGGUGAAUCUAAAAAAAGGAAUCGUAAGUUUAUUCCAACUCAAAUUUGAAGAUCAAACUUUAAAGGAACAAGAUUCAUCUGGAAUUUGCGAUGUAACCUAUCAACAUUUAGAUGAUUUCGUUGAAAAAACGAAAAAGAAUUGCGAAAAUUUCGAUUUAUCUUACGUCUUUAACACGGAACCAAUUUUAAGUACAAAAACGAUUUCUUCAAUUUCAACGAUUUAUAAAAUAAACAAAAAGGAAAUCGAGAAUGCAAUCUCGAAAGAACAUCACGAAAUAUUCUUACAAGCCAAAGAAGAAAUUGGGGGGGAAAUUUUAAUCGAACAAAAUUUAAAGUUAAUUUCGACGAAAAAGAGUGAAAAUGUAAUGAAUCAAAGAACUUAUGAUCAAGUAAAACAAAAAUUAAUCGACGAUUUCGGCGAUUUUAAAGAGGAAAAUUUGCUAACACAAAAAGAUUUUUCAAAUUCCCAAAAACCAAUUUCUUUCGCAAACUUAAUAAAUGAAUUUCGCGACAAUUUGAAGUCGAAAAAUUUGGGGAAACUAAUUUCGGCAAAAACGAUAAUCCCUUUAAUUAACGCUGCCAAAAAAAGUAACAAAGAUGAAAUUUUAAAGGUUUUAAACGCGAAAAAGAACCAAAAAAUUUUACCCCAACUCUACGACAUUCUCGCUUACGUCCAAACCGAUCAAUCUCACGAAGCUGUGAUGAAAAAAUUACACUUCGACGAUUCAAAAAACGAAGAUAAUAAUGAAAGAUAUCUUUGGGGGUGCCAAUUAGUGUCAAAUCCGAACCCUAACAUAGUUAUCGACCUAUUAAAUAAAUUUAAAAAGACUGAAAAUGUACCAAAGAAAAUUCAAGAAACUUUAUUAUUAAGUAUUUCAUCAAUGACAUCGAAAUUAUCUAACUUAAACAAAUUGGGUUACUCGAAAAUCGUUGGAAUCGUUAAAGAAACACUCCUAAAUAACUUAGAUGUAGCUAAUCACGAUGAUAAAAUCAUGUAUUUAAGGGCGUUGAGAAAUUUGAAAUCAUCACAAACGAUUUUUAAGUUACUAGAGAUAAUUAGGAAUAAAAAAAGUGGGGUUAAAGAGGAAGUUUUAGCGUGGAAAGCUUUAAAAAGUAUGAAUAAUUUAAAAGAUUUUAAAGAUGUUUUAAUCGUCGCUUACAAAACUUAUUUCCAAUUGGAUAAAAAGCACGAUUCAAGUUCGAGAACUUUAGCGGGCGAUGUUUUAUUACAAUCCGAUCCAAGUGAUGAUCUUUUAGAAGAUUUUUUACAUUAUUUAUUAAACGAAGAUAAAGAAUACGAAGUUAAAAAGUACGUUUUGCAACAAAUUGAAAUGAUGGCUGAAGAUGAUGUUAAUUUUAAAGCGAGGGUUUUAAAAAUUAUUAGAAAUAAUAAAAAAUUAAAUAAUUAUUCAGGGUUAUCCCCCAAAGGGUUAUCUUUAUCAUUGAGGAGGAAAUUUAUGGAUUCGAAAUCAAUUAAUGGAAGUUUAUUAACAAUACAAGAAAUGUCGAAUGGAAUUGUUAAAAGAGGGAUUGUUAAUGUUGUGAUGGAUCAAAAUAAUGAUAUACAAGAAUUAGCUAGUUUAGGUAUAUUUUCCGGUGGUUUAGGAACUUUCAUGUCAUCAGAUUCAUCUGAAGAAGAUGAAACGACCACAGCAGGGAUGGAACUAGCAAUUUUAGGAACUCAAAUUCGUCCCUUUAUCUUUUUCGAAGGCCAAGGCGAAUUAAUGGGCCACGUUUGGUCGGGAACUGCAUCAGAGCGAACCACCGCAUUUCAAGCGUUAAUUUUAAUACAAGAUCACCAAGAAUAUUUAAGAUUAGGACCGGGAUUUAUCAUCGACGUUGAUUUUAAAGGGGCGGCGUCGUUCGAUUUAGCCGGAAAAAUCGAAAUGUCUUUGUGGAAUAGAAACGCUCAAGCUCUAAUCGAAAAAUCGUUGGGUUAUGAAGGAAUUGGAUCGAUAAUUUUAGAUAAUUCGUUCGCUAAUUUAAAGGUUGAGUUUAAAAUUACGGUUGAACCGAGUUUGUUUUUAAACGCGGAUAUUGAUUUUUCCUCGAAAGUUGCGUUGUGUAUGAGAUUGAGUCAACCUGAAACUGAGUUUAGGAGUGUCAUUAAAAAAGAAAUUAAUGGGAAAGAUGCUUUGAAGAUUAGCCAAAGAAAAAGUAAAAUUCCUGGAAGAACUUAUGCGUUAAAUAAGAAAAACGAUGAGAAAUGUACCGAAAUGUUUAACACGUGAUUAUAAUGUUUUUGGAAAUAUAAAUUUUGAAUUAAAACACCUUUUCUGUA